Messenger RNA from Oncorhynchus nerka (sockeye salmon), 2307 nucleotides. RefSeq names its product nucleolar and spindle-associated protein 1. Bases 160 to 1515 code for a protein of 451 amino acids. The record is from RefSeq and is a predicted model, not a curated record. Gene Ontology annotation, biological process: mitotic cytokinesis; establishment of mitotic spindle localization; mitotic chromosome condensation. Gene Ontology annotation, cellular component: mitotic spindle; nucleolus; microtubule. Gene Ontology annotation, molecular function: microtubule binding. The transcript has 11 exons. Lineage: Eukaryota; Metazoa; Chordata; Actinopteri; Salmoniformes; Salmonidae.
UUGAAACUUGCAUAUGUUGACCAUAAGGCGCGACAAAAUACAUAGUUGAUUGUGUUUGUGUGUAACGUUACUCGUUCAAUUUAACUGGAGCUGAUUCAUUGAACGUGUUUCAGUGACACGUGUUUCAGUGUUUUGUUUUUCGCUAAAACGAGAAUAAAAAUGGACUUGGAUUCCAUGAAGUAUUCCGAAUUGCGCAGUCUUGCAAAGGAGGUUGGUCUCAAAUCCUCCAAACUGAAGGCUGAUAAGCUUCUGAAGGCGCUCAGGGAGUAUUUCCAACAACAACCGCAGGAAGAUGUUGCAGUGGACCAGGGAGGUGAGACUGGUGUUGAUGCACAGGAUAACGCGGUUAACAGCAACUCAACUCAGGAUGAAAACAAUUCAGCACUGGUUGAUGAGCUGUCACCAAAACCUCCAGCUCAGGAGUUUGUGACCAAACGUCGUGGUAGAGGGCAACCGAAAAUGAGGAAGGAGCCUGAAGAUGAGGAGGCAGAAUGUGAACCUGCCAAAGCGCCGCUCACCCCGGCUGAGGUGACUGAAUCCAUCAUCGCCAAAGGGAGUUCCAAGAGAAGGAGAGUGUCUGCUGCUAAGGAUUCUGGGGUGGCUGUGCCUGAACCUGAACACAAAGUUGCAGCAGUGAUGUCCGGAGUGGGACAGAAGGUGGUGAAGCCAGUAGGAAAGAUCCCUCGCCACGAGGGGCUCCUGAAGAGGACUAAGUCUAUGUUGAAGCCUACUACACCAAACUUCAGAAAGCUCCACGAGGCCCAUUUCAAGAAGAUGGAGUCCAUUGACUCGUACGUGGACAGGAAGACCAAGAAAAUGGAUUCGUUCAGGAAUUCAGUGAAUGAAUUGAAGAGCUCAACCUCGAGCCGUGUCUCCCUGUUCAGCCCUGCAUCCCAGAAACCAGCUACCGAUAGACGUAGACUUACCCAGGUUUCAGCCAGCAAACCAGCUCCUGACAAACGUAGAAUCUCGGCCAGAAAACCCCCCCAGAAGGACACUGUUGUCCCAUUCAGACCCACAGUCUUGUCCACACGCCGAAUCAACGUUCGGUUCUCUCAAGCUACUCAGGAUAAUGAGCACAAGAAGACGAUGGUGAAGACGCCAGCACGCGUGGCACCCCGCGUGGACCUCCUCACUCCUGGGAAAGAGACUACGUUUAGAGGGAAAUCUGAAGUCAACAAGACCUUUGUUCUCUCCAGCGCUAAGACACCAGCGUUUGUGUUUAAUGCAAACACCAGUGUUCUUUCUAACUGUCCCGAAACCAACAAGAAGGCCAACUUUGAUCUGAAGGCCAGUCUCUCUAAGAAUCUCACCUAUAAGCCUCAUAAGGGAAAGCUGAAGCCAUUCAUGGUGGCCCAAGAGAACACGGUGGACCAGUCCGUUCCCUCCCACCAGAAGAACUACAAACAGCAUUCAGUUCAGACAAGGGAGGAAAGGAGGACAAAACAGACUGAAGACAGGAAGCAGAAGAAAGAGAAGGUGCUUGGAGCCAGACGAGGCCUCGUCUUGACCUGAUUACUCUACACGUACUUUUGCUCUUGUGAAGUUUAAACUCUUGUCAUUUCAGACCUGCUGAUUGAUUCCUAUUUCACUUGACCAUUUUCCUCUACUUUGACUUUCAGUUCCAACCUGUUUUUGAUUGUUCGAUUUUUAGAUUCACUUAUAACAACGUUUAAUAAAUGUUUUUAUUAACUUUAGUAUGGUACAAAUAAUGUUUCAUAUUUUGUAUACCUGUGUCGUUUUGUAGACAUUUACAUUACAUUUUGAGUCCUUCACGCUUCGAACACGCCGACAGUGUCCUUGGUUACUAGCCCCCUUGCGCAAAAUGGUACGCAGCAUCUGAUUAUGUAUGCGACAAAAGGUCAACAGUCUCCUUCUGCUACCAUUUCUGUCGAGCCGUCUACAGCAUACAGUUUGACAAAUCCAACGUACGCACCACACCCAACGCAAUGCUGCAAGACAAACUCCGCCUUUUCAAUGGAAAGGAAAUCAAUGUAAUUGUGGUGUACCAAAAUGCAAUGCCACUGUUGGUGUGAUCGAAGCGUAUGCAGAUGGUCUUAUCCGGAGCAACUUAUUCCCCUCUUCUCUGUGCUGGCUCCUCCCCCUAUGGGAAUCCUUAACCCACAACCCUGACGUUGUAAGCGCCAUGCUAUACAACUGAGCUACACGGGACAUUAGUCCUAAAUAUUUUGUACAGUUUGGUCAUAUUUGUUAUUCAUGUGAAUUGUAUUUUUUUUAUACCAUUUUGAACUUAGCUGAUGUAAAGGCAAUGUAAAAUACCAGUAGUAAAAAAUGUUUUUUCUCAAA